AGCGGUGGGAGGCAGGCCGGCAAACAGGCAGACGGACUCGCGGGCGGGUGGCGGCGGCCGUGCUCGCGAGGGCGGGAGGCAGUGAGUCACUGAGCGUGUGUGAGGGAGCGAAGGAGCGAGCGGGCAGCCCGCGCCGUUCGCCCGCAGCACCCGCCAGGCCGUGCCGUCUCCCCGCCGCCCCGCGCCCAGGCCGGGCCCAGCCGAGCCGAGCCGGGUCGGGUCCGGGCCAUGCUGCUCACAGUGUACUGUGUGCGGAGGGACCUCUCCGAGGUGACCUUUUCCCUCCAGGUCGACGCCGACUUCGAGCUGCACAACUUCCGCGCGCUGUGCGAGCUCGAGUCUGGCAUCCCCGCAGCCGAGAGCCAGCUUGUCCAUGCCGAAAGACCUCUCACAGACAACCACAGAUCACUGGCUUCUUACGGCUUGAAAGAUGGGGAUGUGGUGAUUUUACGACAGAAAGAGAAUGCGGACCCUCGACCUGCAGUGCAGUUCCCAAACUUACCACGGAUAGACUUCAGCAGCAUAGCUGUGCCUGGCACGUCCAGCCCCCGCCAGCGCCCAGCAGCAAGCACGCAGCAGCCCCACUCGUCUCCUGGAGAAAUAGCGUCCUCUCCUCAGGGGUUAGACAACCCAGCUCUGCUCCGAGACAUGCUGCUGGCCAACCCGCAUGAGCUGUCCUUGCUGAAGGAGCGCAACCCGCCCCUGGCAGAAGCCCUGCUCAGUGGAGACCUUGAGAGAUUUUCCAGAGUCCUGGUAGAACAGCAGCAGGACCGAGCCCGGAGAGAGCGAGAGAGGAUCCGUCUCUUCUCUGCUGACCCCUUUGAUCUCGAAGCUCAGGCAAAGAUAGAAGAGGACAUCAGGCAACAGAACAUUGAGGAGAACAUGACUAUAGCCAUGGAAGAGGCUCCAGAAAGCUUUGGCCAAGUGGUGAUGCUUUAUAUUAACUGCAAAGUGAAUGGACAUCCUGUGAAAGCCUUUGUUGACUCAGGUGCGCAGAUGACAAUUAUGAGCCAAGCCUGUGCAGAAAGGUGCAAUAUCAUGAGGCUGGUGGACCGGCGGUGGGCAGGGAUCGCCAAGGGAGUGGGCACGCAGAAGAUCAUCGGCCGCGUGCACCUAGCUCAGGUUCAGAUCGAAGGUGACUUCCUGGCGUGUUCCUUCUCUAUUCUCGAGGAGCAGCCCAUGGACAUGCUUCUGGGGCUGGACAUGCUGAAACGGCACCAGUGUUCCAUUGAUCUCAAGAAAAAUGUCCUGGUGAUCGGCACCACAGGCUCGCAGACAACCUUCCUUCCUGAGGGAGAGCUGCCAGAGUGUGCCCGCCUGGCAUAUGGCGCUGGGCGAGAAGAUUUGCGGCCAGAGGAGAUUGCAGACCAAGAGUUGGCAGAAGCCAUUCAGAAAUCAGCAGAGGAUGCAGAGAAAAGCGGUAAAGAAUCUACCUCACUGGGAAUGUCAUCAUUACCGACUUCAGAUGGACUUACCCACCCAGCCCAUUCUUCAGGACCAAGUCCUGGGAUGGGUGACCCUCCGAGUCUUGCUCGCUCUGCCUCUGCUUCAGUCUGCCCUUUCAAGCCCAGUGACCCAGACAGCAUUGAACCGGAAGCUGUGGAGGCGUCAAAGACUUCAUCUGAAAUCCGGAUGAGCUCAAAAAAGAAAGAACUUCUACAAGAGCUUUCUGAUCAUGCUUUCUCAGCAGACCAGCGUUCAGCGAUGCCUUUGCAUAAUUCAUCUAAAGAAGCAGUCAUUAGAGAUAAUCUGGAGAAAUGUGCUGAAGGAAGCACCCAGGGCCUCAAACUUUAUCUCCAUACAAGACAAGAAGCUAGUUUAUCUGUCACAACUACUAGGAUGCAUGAACCACUGAUGCUUAUAGACAAAAAGGGUUGCCACCCAGAAAAUCAGAACCUGCAUCAGCUCAAUGGCCUUCAGCAGCACACAGAACCAGGGAAUAAACAACAGGAGGUCCAGCAGGAUGCUCCACAUGACCAAGGACAUCUUUGUGACCUGAGGGACCUUCCACUUCCUAAAGAAGAGGAACAGGAGCAACAGAAAGGUAUUGAUUUGGAAGCUCUGAUCACAGGAGAUAGGCUGCAGCAGAACAUGGAUCCAAGCACGGAGAAAAGCUUUCUAUCUUCAGGGUACUUUGGCUGCUCAAGUUCAGAAAUGCUCAUGGAAAUAGAUUUGGCUGAACAAACCCUAGUCACCGUGCUUAAUUCAGCAGGCAGGCAGAAUGCCAAUGUCAAGAACACUGGUGUAUCUAGUCUCAUUUCAGAUAAUCCCUUGAUGGAAGUAGAAACAUCAAAAUAUAAUCCUUCAUCUGAAAGUGGGAAUAAUUCUACUCCCCCCCAGGCUUUACAGCCCCCAGAAAGUAAUGUUGAAAUGUCUGGAACAAAUAAUGAAUGUGGCAAAAAUCUACCCUCUCAGAAUCUAUGUGGCAGUUGUAAGCCCUCUGUGGAUUCAACAGAAGAAUCUUGUUCGUCUGUAACAGCAGCCUUGAAAGAACUUCAUGAACUUUUGAUCAGUAGUAGUAAGCCCACUUCAGAAAAUACAUCUGAAGUUACCUGUCAGUCAGAAACAGUACCCAAGGGCCAAACGGGUAUUCAAGGCCUUUCAGAACGGUGGGCUCAGAAUGAGAAUCUGCCCCACAGAGAUCCGUGUCCAGAAGUCUCCUGCCAUCAGGCUGGAUGUGUAUCAGUGAAGACCGAAAACUUAGGCGCUGCACCUGGCCCUGGAAUGGAAGAUAAGGAAAAUACUAGCUUCCAAGGUCCAGGUAGUGGUCUGUCAGCUGACAAGGAAGGUGUCCUCAAGUCUAGAGAGUCAGUAAGUGAAAGCAGUUCUGUCACUGUAACCUCAGCUAAAUCAUCUAAUCAGUUACACUGCACCUUAGGUGUAGAAAUUUCACCCAGUCUCGCAGCCAGUGAGGAGGAUGCCCUCAAUCAGACUUCUGAGCACACUGAGUCUUUGCCAUCUAAUUUCAUACUGGUUAAAGACUUGGGUCCUGGCAUACAGAAUCCAAUAAUAGACAGGCCCGAAAUCAGAGAAAAUGCCUGUCCUGGCCCUGCAAGGCCAUUUCUUGAGCUGGAGCCGCCGAGCAGCCAUCCACCAUCAAGUCCUUCCCGCCUGCCACCCUUAGUGUUUCCUGCCACAGAUAUUGACCGGAUUCUUCGGGCCGGCUUUACUUUGCAGGAAGCUCUUGGGGCUUUGCAUCGUGUUGGUGGAAAUGCAGACCUUGCACUUCUUGUUUUGCUAGCAAAGAACAUUGUAGUUCCCACAUAACUAUGGGAAAGUGGGCUAGACCGUACUCCAUUCCCUUUAUUAAAAAAAAAAAAAAAAAAAAGCACUCUCUACACACACAUACAUACCACAUAGACAGUAUAUGUAGAAACCUGCAAGCAGAAUGUUGAGCCAGAUUGUUUUUAAAGAUUUUUUUUUUUUUUUUUUGCCAAAGUAAUUUAUGAUCUCUUGUCUGAUGAAUUUGUCUAUCCUAUUUGUUAAAUUUUGGGCCUUUAAAAAUGUAUUGGCAGUAUGUGCAUAUGAAAGCUUUUUAUUCUCAUUAAGGUGAUGUAUUCUGGAAUAAAAUGGAUGGUCUUGUGUAUAGUGUAACAUUUUAGAAUGAGAGUGAAUGCUUUAAAAAGCAGAGGCCAUGAAAAAUCCCCCCACCCAUGCAACGAGAAACAUUAGCUUCCCAUUUGUUCUGCUAUAGGCAGGGUAUGGCUUGUUGAUGCAUCAAUUUAGAAACUUUUGACCAUACUGCUUGGUUUUUGGAGUUCUACACAGUGGCUGUGUAUUAUUCAUUCAUCAGUUAUAACAGAAAAUUGAGGAAUAAUAUACACUAGAGUGGUAUGCUUUUAUUUGUGCUCAGGAUUUGACAUUUUAAUAGGGUGAGUGGGGGGCUGCUUUGUGCAUCACAAGCUGCCGCAUGCAUGGGUUGAUUGCCAGAUGUCUUUGUUACAUUGAGUGGGAUAGCUUAGAAUUAACAUUAGAGUGAAACAUGGUGCUACCCAGACUUUAAAAGGAAAGGGAUAGGAAGCCCCAGUCCUGAUGGCAUCUGCAGCAGUCAAGGACUGUGCAAGAACAGUGGCUUCAAUAAACACUGGAAUUCACGAAAGAUUGAGUUUACUAGCAUCUCGCUGAUUAACACCUCAACCCUCGUGAUUAAGGAUGAACUCAUGUUUAGUUAAAUGGGUUGGUUGCCAGUAGUUUAUUUCCUUUUCAACCUCAUGUACUAGAAAGUUCUUCCAGAGCUCUGUUUGUGCUGUAAUCUGAGUGAAAUAGGAAGUGUGAUAGUCUUGUCACUAGUUCAUCUUGGUGCUUGGAAUGGUCAAUUUGGUGUCACUCAUGGCUGUGAGAAUAGUGGUUUUUGACUCAAGUGGCCUUGGUAAUGUUUUCCAUCCCUUUGUUUUCUCAGGAGUUUCUUUUUUAAGCAAGAUUCCUGUUUGUGUUUACCAUGUCAAAUUAGAGUGGGGCAAAAUAUUUAGAUGUAUUUAUCGUGGCCUUUCUUUUAUAUAAGGACUAGCCCUUGGAAGUCGUCGUCCUGUGGGCCCCACUGUGCAAUAAUCCUACUGGAUAGGUCUUCGAUGAUUGUUUCCUAGGAAAUCAACUGUUCUUUUAGGCAUCUAGUGGGAAGCUGAAAUCUUAAUUUUUUUUUAAGAAAUUUGAAAGCCAGGCAUGAUGGUGCAUACCAGUAAUCCCAGCCCUCAG
Messenger RNA from Octodon degus (degu), 4692 nucleotides. RefSeq names its product protein DDI1 homolog 2. Gene Ontology annotation, molecular function: protein binding; aspartic-type endopeptidase activity. Gene Ontology annotation, biological process: proteolysis. The transcript is spliced from 9 exons. NCBI's taxonomy places the organism in Eukaryota, Metazoa, Chordata, Mammalia, Rodentia, Octodontidae. Bases 229 to 3267 code for a protein of 1012 amino acids. The record is from RefSeq and is a predicted model, not a curated record.